Messenger RNA from Abrus precatorius (Indian licorice), 807 nucleotides. RefSeq lists its product as uncharacterized. The record is from RefSeq and is a predicted model, not a curated record. Gene Ontology annotation, biological process: morphogenesis of a branching structure. The coding region runs from base 1 to 807 and encodes 268 amino acids. NCBI's taxonomy places the organism in Eukaryota, Viridiplantae, Streptophyta, Magnoliopsida, Fabales, Fabaceae. The transcript is spliced from 2 exons.
AUGAAAAAGACUGAACCUACAAUUAAUAACGCGGAUAGUGAAGCUUUGCUGAAACAAGUUGCCCUCGCUGAUCAUUUGCUUGGUGCUUGGAAAGAUGGCAUUCUAACCAUUGGAACUCUUGGUUAUGAUCCCUUGAAAUCCAUCAACCAUCACACAGAGUACUUUGCUUUGGAAACUGAAGAUGAACAAGAAGCUGAAGGAGAGCAUAUCAUGGUUGAUGAUGAGCAGGAAAAUUACUAUAAUGCUGAGCAUGAGGAACUGAAUCCAUUGAUAUACAACACAUUUGAGCACAACUUUGAGGAUGUUGUCAUUGAUCAUCAAAACCAUGGUGAUGAUGAUGCUGACGCUAGCAAAGAGGAAGUGGUUAGGAGCUUCAAUGAGAUUGUUCUGGCUACUCCACCUGUCAUUUCUCUUGAUGUCAUAGAAUCAAAUGAUGUUGAGACUGAUCAAAAGAAGAAGAAAGGAGAAAGGAUCACAUUAGCUGACCUCUUCUUGGCUGAUUCCGAUGUGAAGAUAAAAUUGGACCCUGCCAAAGUCUGUCACCUUUCUUCAAGUGAAAAACCAAACCUUAAAGCAAAGCAUGGACUGUCUUUUGCCAAGAAGCUCAUUCCUCGUGUUAAGGACAAUCCCCGUCCAAUGAAAGAUAUCAAAAAACUGAUGAAGAAGAUGUUAAAGAGGAAAAUCCACCCAGAUCUUGAUGUUAAGAAUCACAAACCCGAAGGUCAGGAAGUCAAUACAGCUGGGUUAAUCAUUGAUAAUAAUCACAUGAAUGAAGGCAACAACUCAAGUUAUUUUCUUCCAAUUUAA